UCCGUCUUCGAUCCCUCCUCUGUCCCUCGAUCUCAUCUCUUCAUCUCUUCUCGCCCUUCAUCCCGCCUCUCCACACGCCAAUAUCAAUAUAAAUCACAACCGUAUUCUGAGCUCACUAGGAAAGAAUAGCCAAGCAUGAUUUGAGCCAUCUAUUGCUCUGGCGCAAAGCCCCCGCCCCAAGCCAAUUCCGCCCAUCGCGCUCGUCAAGCACUACUAGUAAACCACUGUGUGAACCACUUUCUCUUCAACAAUGGCGCUACGCCGAGCCGCAUUGCGCCGGACAGCCCUCCUUUAUCGUGCCGUAAACCUUCCAAAUCCCUCGAUCCGCCAAUGGCCGAGAGGUAUUGUUACGUCAGACGGAGGUGGGACGGACGGGAGAAGACGUAAGCGUGGUGGUGCCGGGAAAUUUUUGGGGAGCGUACUAGUAGCUCUAGCCGCUGGCGGUGCGGUAAUAUCAUAUCCAUAUCUCACCGGGAAAGCCGCAAAGCCGUGCGAGGAGGCGGUUGUCGAAAACGAAAGAUCCAUGCCCCUACCCGAGUCGAAAGAAGAUAAUCGCGAUAUCAUCAGCAGCCAACAUCUCCAAGCGAAGAAGAGCUGGGAAAGCCCCGGAGUCUAUGCCUGGGGCGCUAACUCGGGCCGCGUAGCUGCCCCCGACUCCUCGGAGGCUGUUAUCAAAACGCCGCGGAGGAUACCGUACUUCGAUGGAAAGCUAUUGCGCGAUAUCAAACUCGACCGCGAGUUCGGCGCUGCCGUGACUGAGGCUGGCGAUCUUGUGCAGUGGGGGACUGCCUUCUCGAAGACGAACCCCGCCCCCGUGGAGACUCUACGAGGCAAGAAUAUUGUCAAGAUUGCCAUAUCACGAGACCGUAUCAUCGCCCUCAGUAAGGACGGUGCCGUAUACUCAGUACCUGUCGCUAGCUCAGACCAAUACUCUAGUCAUAGCUCUGCCCAGUCAUGGUUCUCCUUUUGGUCCACUCCCGAUAAUACUGUCAACUAUCGACAAAUAACACCACGGAACCUGGGGUGGUUUGAGGAUGUCGUCGAUAUAUCUAGCGGUCUAGAGCACGCCCUGCUUCUCACCUCUAGAGGCCGAGUCUUCUCGGCCGCUUCAAGCACGUCGGAAUUUCCCUCAAAGGGUCAAAUGGGUAUACCAGGUCUCACCUGGGCGACCCGCCCCAAGGGACCGUAUGAUGCACCUCAUGAAAUUCUUGGGUUGCAGGGAUUUAAGAUCACGCAGAUCGCCACAGGCGACCAUCAUUCUCUAGCACUCGAUGAUAAGGGAUACGUAUUUGUGUUUGGCGACAAUUCCUUCGGCCAGCUCGGAUUUGAAGUGGAACCCGAGAUUCCAUUCAUUGCUACUCCUAUUCCACUCCCUUUUAAUAAGAUUUACAGCGGCACCAAACGACACCCGCGCAUCACCUCCAUUGCCGCCGGUGGUGCAACAUCAUUUUUCGCGGUGGAUGCGACGCGUGUUGCGGGUUUCCUGGAGGAUGACGAUUUAGAAGACGUCGACCAGGUAACGGCCGACACCUGGGCUUGUGGAUCCGGGAUCUCGGGUAGCUUGGGAACUGGCAAGUGGACACAUGUUUCGCUCGGCCCAUCAAAGAUCAAGCUGCUUUCCGGCCUCUACGAAUGGGACGAGAAGAGGGGUUCGGCUACGCCGAUCCGCCUUUCACGACUAAGCGCCGGCAGCACACACGCGGCCGCGGUGAUGGACAAUGUAACCUCCGUCAAGGCCUCGGCGCGCGAUUCCGCCAAGGACACAAAUUUUGGUGCAGAUGUCUUAUUCUGGGGCGGCAACGAAUUUUACCAACUCGGCACCGGCAAGAGAAACAACAUCCCCUCGCCCACGUAUAUCGAGCCCCUAGAUGGCGAAGAGGCCGGCGCAGAGAAGGGAUGGAAGGGGGAACGCCCCCGGCUCCAGGUCGCACCCAGGACCAAGGUUAGGCUGGGGGAAGGCGGCAAGGGUAGGAAGGUCAGCGUCGAGCAACGUGUAGAAUGCGGCCGGUUUGUGACGGCAAUCUACUCUGGGACGUAGAAAACGACAAUCUCUCGAAGCCUGUAUUAACAACCUGGUGUCUGGGUGUGUUCUGGGUGUACACUACGACACGGUCAAAAGCUGAUGGGACGGCCGGAUUUGGUUCACGAACUGGGGAUUCUUUGGGUACGGUAUCGGGUCCUCCAAUCAUUUCCCUUCCGAAAUCUACGUAGAUACCCCCUUCUCAAUCUACAAAUGUGUGUAUAUGUAUACACCGGCCGUUGUUGAUGUUUUCACCGCAUGACUUACUGCCACCUCGUCAUCGUGAUCCUCCCGCAAUCCCGACCGUGACC
This is a messenger RNA of Durotheca rogersii, 2331 nucleotides long. Its product is annotated as RCC1/BLIP-II. NCBI's taxonomy places the organism in Eukaryota, Fungi, Ascomycota, Sordariomycetes, Xylariales, Xylariaceae. The transcript has a single exon. Gene Ontology annotation, biological process: mitochondrial respiratory chain complex III assembly. Bases 251 to 2038 code for a protein of 595 amino acids. The record is from RefSeq and is a predicted model, not a curated record. Gene Ontology annotation, cellular component: mitochondrial inner membrane.